GGGAAGUGUGGGGAGACGAGCACGUUACUCCCUCUGCCGCCUGAGUCGAAGUCAGCCAGUGCGACUGAGGAGAAGUCAGUUCCCCAGUCCUCCAUCUGCUCCAGGCCUCCCAUGAGAGCUAGCCCUGUCAAUGUGAGACCAUCUUCUGCAAAUGCAGCACCAGGCUCUGUCAACACGAGACCUGGCCUGGCAAAUCUGAGGCUGGCCACCGAUGCACAAUCCCCUUCCCCCAGCAGCGCUGUCAAAAUAGACUCUGGAACAACCAAAGGUGGCCUGCACUCACAGGAACCUCACAAGCCCCAGGAAUCACAGGGUGGGAAAGAUAUUGGUGCAUCAGAAGCAUCUCGGAGGGCUGCCUUGGUGCAGGCCGGGUCAUCAGGGAGCACACCAACCUGCGCAGGGCGCGGCCGGGUAGCUCAGCUGAUGAAAACCUUCAGUGCCGAAAGCACUACAACCCCCACACAGACCCCCUCUCGCAGCAUCAAGCCUCCUCUCCCCACCAAGCCUAGCCACUUGCGUCUAACGACCACACCUACUGUCAGGUAAUCCUCACACACUGAUGCAGAGACGCCCACCAAGCUUCAAGCAUCCCAGUGAUUCAAAUAAAGACACACUGGACAACGUCAGGCCCCUAAUUUGGAGCUUCAGCCAGUGGGUUAAUUCCCAAAGGUGGAAAAGAAGAACAUGGUAAUGUUCACAAUGUUGCUGUCACUCCUAAACCCAGCAAUGGAAAUGCUUGAAUGUAAUGGUUUUAUUUUAUUAUUGGAUGCUGCAGUACUGUAAACACUCUUUGUGGGAAAGAAAUUCCAAAGCAAUUGAAUGCAAUGUAUAUGUAUUUUUCCAGGGAAUUGAUGACUAUCACAUUUAUUCACUUGGUGUUGAUGCUUUGCGGCUGGGCGUGUGAACACACAAUUUCUUGUCCAAUUCAUAAACCCUAUAAACACAAUAUUGUUACCAUUGACAUUAUUUGUAUUACUUAUGACCAGACCCAAACAGAAUCUGAGGAUUUUGGGUUUUUUUUUUGUUUACAGUUUUCAGCAGUGAUCUAGAAUGAAAAUCUGUGGAAUUUAGUCUGACUGUUUUUCUGCUUGUGGUGGAGAUGUGUUAACAUUCUGAAUUUUGUUUGAAUUUUUUUUGCAUUGUUUCUUAUGAGACAGUUUGCAUGAGCGCAUAUGCAGAUACACGAGUGACAACAGAAUGGGCAUGGGCAGGCAUAAUGAGGUGGAAUAAGGCACAGUAGGGUCCUCCUUCAUCUUGCUGUCUCCUCUUUGGGAAUACUCUAAGGUUGUUUAUUUGUCACAAUGCAAUGUAUGUCUCCCUCUGCCACCUGGCAGGAGCUUCACUGUGACCUGUUGUGGACCAAUGACAGUGCCAAAUUCAUCGUCUGUCACUCCCAGUGGAUCAAGUUAGACAGUUGAUGCCAAAUAAUCCAGUGUUACUCUUCUGCAUUUUUUUCAGUACUAUUCUAGAUAUGUGCGGUUGUACAUUUUUACAUUUUCUAUAGGGGGAAAUAUGUUUUGUAAUGGGAUGUUUAACAUUACUACGAUGCUCACUUGUAAAAUUAAACAUUUUUAUCUUUUUGAUUUCAAGUUUGUAUGGUGCAAUCAAAGAAACAAUAAAAUUGUGUAACUUGUACACCUACUCUUAAAA
Perca fluviatilis (European perch) is the source of this 1650-nucleotide messenger RNA. RefSeq names its product SH2 domain-containing protein 4A-like. The record is from RefSeq and is a predicted model, not a curated record. NCBI's taxonomy places the organism in Eukaryota, Metazoa, Chordata, Actinopteri, Perciformes, Percidae. Gene Ontology annotation, cellular component: cytoplasm.